UUGUUCAACGAGACCGACACGUUAUUUCUGAGCGAUCCGAGCAACACGCUAUUUCGAGAAUCAAAGUGCACCGUGAAAUCGAACAACGUUCGCAGACCGCAGCUUCGUGAACUACCGGCCACAAGCAAAUGGCUUUAAAGAGAAUCAACAAGGAGCUGAACGAUUUGGCCAGCGAUCCCCCGGCACAGUGCUCGGCAGGACCGGUCGGAGACGAUCUAUUUCAAUGGCAGGCAACGAUCAUAGGACCACAGGAAAGUCCGUACCAGGGUGGGUUGUUCUUCCUGAACAUACAAUUCCCCACGGACUACCCCUUCAAACCACCGAAGGUAUCGGCGGCCACCCGUAUCUACCAUCCCAACAUCAACAGCAACGGUUCGAUUUGUCUCGAUAUACUGCGCUCCCAGUGGUCACCGGCUCUCACUAUUGCGAAAGUGCUGUUGUCGAUCUGUUCGCUGCUCUGCGAUCCCAAUCCGGACGAUCCGCUCGUACCGGAGAUCGCUCGGAUAUACAAAACGGAUCGUGACCAGUACAACCUGAUUGCCCGCGAGUGGACUCGAAAAUACGCCAUGUGAAGAACACAGCAAUACUACGGAACAUCAAGCGAUAACAGUGCAACCCUUCGAGAAAGCCAAAUCCAAAUAUGAAUAUAGUUCUGUUGGGGUCGUAACCGUAGUGUAAUGGGCACUAGGUGGCAUUCUAUUCUCUUCAAGUUCUUCGUUACCCGGUGCCAGCAGCUAAUGUUUAAGCUUCCAGCAAACGUUCUGUAUCCUGCUGGCAAAGACUAUC
This is a messenger RNA of Anopheles darlingi, 786 nucleotides long. Its product is annotated as ubiquitin-conjugating enzyme E2 D3-like. Gene Ontology annotation, molecular function: ubiquitin conjugating enzyme activity. The transcript has 2 exons. Gene Ontology annotation, biological process: ubiquitin-dependent protein catabolic process; protein polyubiquitination. Bases 129 to 572 code for a protein of 147 amino acids. Gene Ontology annotation, cellular component: nucleus. The record is from RefSeq and is a predicted model, not a curated record. NCBI's taxonomy places the organism in Eukaryota, Metazoa, Arthropoda, Insecta, Diptera, Culicidae.